AUGGAGUUACUGUAUUCACUUCACUCUGUGCCGUACCUGAUGACGAUCCAACAACAUCCACCAUCCAUUCACACCUGUAUUCAUUCUUCAAAAACUCUCAUUCUCCCACAGCAAAUCCUGCGUCACUCGCGGGCCAAUGCCACCAAGGUGAUCUUCCUGAUAACGGAUGGCUACUCCAACGGGGGCGACCCUCGCCCGGUGGCAGCUGCUCUGAGGGAGCAGGGGGUGGAGAUCUACACCCUGGGGAUCUGGCAGGGGAACAUUAGAGAGUUACAUGACAUGGCCUCACACCCUAAGGACCAGCACUGCUACCUGGUACACAACUUCGCAGAGUUCGAGGCCCUGGCUCGCCGCGCGCUGCACGAAGGUGAGGCGGAAGGGGCACUUGAAUAGCCUGGGUACCGGUCUGUUAGUGCUAUCUUUUCACUCCUUGUCAUUCCUUGUCAUGCCAAACAUGGAAUGAUGGCACAACAGACUGGUACCCAGGUUAGAGAAUGAGUCAAUGAGAGAUUUGUGGGAAGAAAAUAUUGAGUGGGAUAUAUUUUUCUCAACUAAGGUUACAGCAGCGCCAUGUGACUAACCCACCGGCCCAAAACUGGUUGAAUCAACGUUGUUUCCACGUCAUUUCAAACAAAAAAAUUCAAUAUGAUGACAUUGAGUCAAGGUGGAAAACUAAUUGGGAUUUGCAAAAAGUCAUCCAAUUUAAGGGAAAUUCGACCAAACUUUUAACCUGAUCACUCAACCAAAUGUAAAUAAAAACUAGAUGUUGAACUGACGUCUGCGCCCACUGGGAACGUAUUUUUAAAAAGUGAAGAAUUUCUGUGGAAUUCCAUCCACAUCAUGAACACAGUUUGCCCUGUAUGUCCCCUGUGUCUAGCCAACAUAUAACAUCAUAAAAAAGGAGGUAAAGUACCUUCUCCAUUCCCACAGUCCAUGUGAGGGAGCAGAACCCAGAAAUAGUACCGGAGUCAUCGUUUCUCAGACAUCAGUUGCAUCGGACCAUAAAACAACAACAUGCAAGCACCGAACUGUGCAUAUUAUGCCAUUUGGGACGCAGCCUAUAUUAGAAACUAGACAGUGGUAAAUCAGUUCUGUCAGACAGAAAGAGGGAUAAGGUUGUCAGAGUGUGAGCCACGGCAGCCAGUGCAUGUUAUCAGGGCUCUCUGCCGUGUGUCUCUGUUUUACUGACUCUCCCUCUCUAAGUCUGCUCCCUGGCUCUGCAAACUCCAAUCUGAACACCAGCUCCUUAGCCCUAUAGCCCCAGCUUCAGCCAUAGCUUCAGCCCCCAGUCCCAGUUUCAGCCAUAUAUUCAGCCCCAGCCCCAGUUUCAGCCCUAUCUUCAGCCCCAGUCCCAGUUUCAGCCAUAGCUUCAGCCCCAGUCCCAGUCCCAGUCCCCGUUUCAGCCAUAGCUUCAGCCCCGGUUUCAGCCAUAGCUUCCGCUCCAGCCCUAUACCAUUGAUUUCAUUCCACCAGGCAAGAUCAAUUAAGUGUAGCUAAAACAUUUGAACCCAGGUCUCUACCCCUGCCGACCCCAACCCCUGGACCGAACACCAUCCUCAGCCAUGUGUGAAAAAUAUCUGGCCCACAAUGUUCUUUGUUUGGUUCCUACUUCUCAGGAAGAACAAUCACUCGGCCAAUCCUGCUUCUUUUUUUAUUAUUUAUGAGAAGGCAGAUAAGUGCAUCCAGCCCUAGCUUAGCGUAGCCUACAUGACAUUUUUACUAUUACUCAAGACAGAUGUUUAUACAGUAGUAUGCCAAUUUACAGCAAUCUACUCUGUUAUCAGGAUUGGAAUUGACUCCAUCGUUUUCAGUAAAAUGACUCAGAAAACAGUUUUCUCCCACCAGUGUGUUGACCAAACCAGUGGCCCUUUGAUUUAAUUCACCGGUUACCUUCUAAUAUCACAAAUUGUCUAGAAAAGACCUCACACGCCACCUUGACAGGGGUUCGAGCCCCGGCUCAGCCAUCUGUCUGUGCCCCUAACAUCCUUUUUGUCCCUCUCUGACUCCCAAACUGUUCCUUCAUCUGUUCUAUCAUAAAAACUAUAAGAUGUGUAAGGGGAACGGAACUGCAAGUUCGUAAAAUUAAAAAUUAAAAAGGAAAAGAUAAAAGGUUUAUGAAAGAAAAACGUUGCUAACAUCCUCUGGUGACCUUUGACCUUUGUGUUUAUGACCUUUGUAUCCCCUCAGACCUGCCGACAGGAAGCUACAUCCAGGAAGAUCUAUCCCACUGCUCGUCCCUGUGCGAUGCCGGGGCGGACUGCUGUGACAUCAUGGCCAGCUGCAAGUGUGGCACCCACACGGGCCAGUACGACUGUAUUUGUGAGAAGGGCCACUACGGCAAGGGGCUGCAGUACGAGUGCACAGGUAGGAGGACACAGACACAAGGGAAUGGACCCAGUAAGGACAGCCAUGUUGACUCUAUUCUUGUUGCCUCUUGA
Molecule: messenger RNA, 2438 nt
Organism: Coregonus sp. 'balchen'
Lineage: Eukaryota; Metazoa; Chordata; Actinopteri; Salmoniformes; Salmonidae
Source: the annotation of a GenBank genome assembly